Molecule: messenger RNA, 606 nt
Organism: Suillus fuscotomentosus
Lineage: Eukaryota; Fungi; Basidiomycota; Agaricomycetes; Boletales; Suillaceae
Exons: 3
Coding region: 1-606 (201 amino acids)
Source: RefSeq, a predicted model, not a curated record
AUGUCAUGUUCCCAACGCCGCCGCUACAGCAAUGACUCUCACCCAUCUGACCGUAAUGAUGCAGCUGAAAUUUUAUUGGGAUAUGCUAGUACUACCAACCCUGCCACAGAUGACCCGUUUGAUGGCCUACAAAGUCUCCAUGAUGUCAGUGGAGACUGUACACCUGGGGUGGGCAAUUUGGGGUAUAGAGACGCCUCAGAUUCAGAUGUAGACCAUGCUAUCAAGCUUGUUGAGAAGAUUGAAGAGGAGUAUUAUCAGCAACUCAAGCGGGACGUCAAUGACUGGAAUGCCCGGGUUGAAGAUGAUACAAAAAUUUUGCCUCUCUCGAAGAGAAAGCGGCCAUGCUCAGAUGGUGGAGACAUCCAGGCUAGUCCAUGCUGCUUCGGCCAUAAUUUAACCAACUCUCCACAACGGGUGCCAUCCAUGAAUCCUACCACACCAAGGAAGCAUAGGAAGCUACAGGCACCGUUCGAGUUCAAUCUACACACAAAGAGUCCAUCAAAGACUUUGGUUGAGGCACUGUCCGGCAUUGAGACAGCUCUUGAAAGACACAAUGUAAUUCUUUCUAGGAUGUGUCAGGUGAUGGAGAAUCUCAACACAAAGUAG